AGAUAUAUCACAGCGGGCAGAGCGACGGAGCAUUCAAGUCUGCAGCUCCCGCAUUUAUUGGUAGGACUGUGGAAGUUGUCAUUCCCGCACGUUGCCAGGAAGAAUGAAGGCCCAGGUGGUGAUGGUAGCGCUGGUGGUGGUGCUGGCGGUCUUCACGCAAGUGGAGGCCUGCGUGCCCGGCACGUCCUGGUUUGAUGGAUGCAACCGAUGCAUCUGUAUUAACAGGCAACCUGCGUGCACCAAGAAAGCUUGUAAGGGUUAUCGUGGCAGGCGUGCUGCACCUCACAUCCCUCACCUUGAAUAGAGAGAAUUGAAAACCUUGAACUCAAGAUGACGCUGGCCCUUCCCUCAGUCCAACGGCGCCAUCUAGCCAGCUGACGGGGGUAGCGGGAAGGAAGGCGAAUAAAAAUGACAAAAACAUUGUGGUUUUAUUUGUUAUUCGAGGAGUGACGUAAGUCUGAGCUCUUGGUGAUGAACAGAAUAGUUAACACAUAAGAACAAUAACACACACACACACGCACGCACACUAAAUAAAACAUCAGUGGAAUGUAUUACCAAAGGCAACUGUAUUUCAGACAAUAUGCGUAAAUUUAGAAUUUAAUAAUUUGGUUUUAAGAGAGAGAGAGAGAGAGAGUUUAUUUCCAGUCUGAUUUAAUACUAAAAACACAGAUCAGUGCCUCCUUUGUGCCUAUAAAUACAAUUAACCACUUCAUUUUUUUCAAAUUCUGGACGGUCACUGAAUAAGUUGCGUUCGGUGGUUCUGAAGCAGCGAGUGGCACAGUGAGCCUUGAGAAGACUGACUGUUCUCUGAGGCUGAGGUGACGUCGGGGAUGUACGCACGAGCACCAGUGUCUUAGAACAUCCCUAAACACUGCCACAUCCCCCUAGCGGUUACCAGAGGAAGGAAGGAAGCACACUGUUGCUCGGCAAUGCGAGGAAGGGACCGGUUUUAACGAUGGCUGUAACACUUGUUCUUGUAUCGAUGGUUUAUACCUAUGCACAAUGCGGGCUUGUCUUCCUGAAGUGGUGAUAUACGAGUGGUGCUCGGCCAACGGUGAGGGUGGCUGGCUGAAGAACUGUCACUGGUGCAAGUGUGACACGGAUAACACAGACCCAUCAGACAUCAAGACGGUUCAGGUGUGCACCCGCGAGGCGUCUUGCUUCAUAGGCUCCAAAGUGUGGCCGGAGUGCUCCGGGGACGUGCACUGGCAGGAAGAUUGUAACACCUGCCACUGCACGAAUGACGGCGUGGCGGUGUGCACCAAGAAACGCUGCCAACCUGAGGAAUGAUGUGCUCUCUCUCUCUCUCUCUCUCUCUCUCUCUCUCUCUCUCUCUCUCUCUCUCUCUCUCUCUCUCUCUCUCUCUCUCUCUCUCUCUCUCUCACACACACACACACACCAAGAAAACACUGCAGUUUAUACAAGAACAAUCAGGAAAUAUGAUAAAAUUGAUCACUCACAAUUAAAGCAUACACAAUGACACUCAAAUACAUCAACAAUAUACGUAAAUAUAUACACAAGUACAACAGCGCAAGAAUGUGAUAAAACAGUAUUAUUUGAGAGACGGUUAGCCAAGAAAACACAAUGUACAGUAUCAUCUGAAAGACAGGACCUGAUGAAGCGAGUUGUGCCUUGAGACACGGCUACCCAAGAAAACACACACUAUAAGAAAUUGUUGUUAUAAGAUGCACUAUGUAUUUUGUUUUACUUAUCAAUAAGAGGGAAACAAUGUUAAAUACACGCCUCUAUCAGAAAGGACCAAUAUACUUGAAACAGCACAUUUGUACAGUAGUUUCUGGGUGUUUGCUUAAUUUUUGUGUUGCAUCUUGUUAUUCACAUUGUGAUUAAUAAAGUGUUGCAUGCUUGUGUUGUGGAUUCAGUGGUGGUGGUGGUGGUGGUGGUGGUUAGUCUGCUGAGUCAACUGAUGAUAUGCCCUUGACAGUUUAGAGCACUUUACAUUACCAGUGGUGUGAGCAAAUACCUAAAAAGACUGGGAGGUGAUUGCUGGUAGAGGUGUGCACUGCACUACACCAGCUGUUUGUUGAUCCGUGCGUGGCACGUCACUGAAAGUGACGUGGGAGAGACUGUUUGGCUUAUCUAGAGUGAAGACCGUGAAUAAGAGUGGAAGAGGUUGAUGAGAUUGUGUAUAUUGUUGUUAUUUUUAAUAGAUUCAUAUAGAAAUCAGCCAUGACAGCAUUUCAUAUUUAAUGUUGAUGGUGUUUCUAAAAUGUUUUAUAUGGAAAUAAGGAAAUCAGAAAUUUUGGAUUUUUGAGAUUCAUUGGCAGAGUGAUUUCCAUAAAAUAAAUAAAUAAAUAAUCCAUAUAAACAGACAAUCCAUAAAAAAAAAAAAAAAGACAAUGCAAAUGUCAUGAAGCACUGCUGCCUGAAAUGGUAGGUCUGACAGUAGUGUAAGAAAUAAUCUAAUAGUCCCAUAAUCUGUAAAUGGUCCAAUAGUCUACUAAUAUCGUCCUGUCACUAGUUCUGCAGUAGUCUAAUACUCUAACCACUAGUCUACCAGUGCUGAGUUGCCUCACACCUAGAGUUCAAACCAUCCACAAAUGAUCUAAUAGUCAGUCUAAUAGUGUGUAAACAAGGAGUAGCCUAAUAGUAUAUAAAAUAGUCUGUCAGUUACUAAUACUAUAAUACGUCUUUGAAUAGUACGUAGUAGUAGUAAUUUUUUUUUUCGAACACGCCAACAAUGAUGUACUAACACAACGAUAGUCACAGUGGCGUACUAAUACAACGAUAGUCUUGUAAUAGUGGACAAAAAAGUGUGCAUGCUUCUGAAUAGUCUAACUAGCAUUCUUGUGAUAGUCAAACAGUUGUCCACCAACAGUGUGCCAAUAGUCCUACGAAAGCCUUAACAACUCAGUCGACACACUAAUGAUAACAACAGCCUAACAAUUUUCUGUCAAUGGCUUAACAACUUUGAUGCUAAUGUCAAAUGUCAGUACUUAAAAGCAGUGGUUAGAGUUAGUUGUAUGUUGUGAAAGUAAUAUGAACAGUCCAAUACUCAAGCUUACUAAUUAAUAGUAGUUUCACAAUAAUAACAGUGUAACAAUAAUCAAAUAGAUAAUUUAAAGUUAAACAAUAAUAGCGGUUGAAUAAGUUGAACAGUAAAGUCUAGAAACAGCUGUAUAAGUUUGAUAAUGAUAAUAAAUACAUCAUAAAAUAAUCAUAUAAAUAUGACAACAUUUAGUCCGUCAACAGUGAAAUAGUUCAAAUAGUCAAAGUACGGGCAGUCCCGUGAAAUAAGACUGACUAACGCACGCCUCGAGACAGUGCGGCAUCUUGGAGCAAGGACGGCUUAUUGUUUACCACGCCAGUGUUCCUCCAGCAGGCAAAGGGGAAGAUGUGUUGUCGCUGAGUGCCCUGAUUUCCUAGCCUGGUGCCCGUAGCUAUGUUCGGAGGCGGCGAGGACGCGGUGCACCCUGGGGGCCUGCGUGCCGCCUUCCCUGUGGCGGAGAACGGCACGGAGGACAAAUACUACAAGAAAUACAACGCCAUUUUGAGGAGGUGCAGCGGCGUGCAGAAGGAGAACGAGAUGCUGGUGAACCGAGUGCACCUGGUGAAGAAGAUGGUGCAGCGACUGAGGAGGGAACGCAGGUACUUGAUGGAAGAGCUGGAUAGGCGCGGUGACAAUUACAGGUCCCUGCCACUCACUAUUGCUAUUGAAGAAGAUGAGAAGUCCUUUGCUCUUCCACAGCAGACCUCCAGCCUUCCAGCACUGGGGCGCCCAAGGAGCUCUGGGUCAUCCCUCAACAGCAGGAGACAGCCACAGGUCAAGAGGGAGAGAGUGGAGCGUGACACACCCGCCCCUAGCCCCAAGCGUCCCAGCAACGCCUUCCUGCAUUUCUGUCAGGAGCAGCGUGAGGCAGCCACAGCCCACCACCUCCACCAGACUGGCCGCAUGCCAGACAAGAAGCAGCUCACCAGACAGCUUGCUUCACGCUGGAACGCUCUCCCAGAUGAUGACAAGAAGAUGUAUGUUGAGAAAUACGAGAGAGACAAAGAAAGAUAUUCUGGAGAUAAGACAGCAUGAGAGCAGGGCACCCAAGUAACACUGAAUGGUGAUGGUAACUACAGAUCUCUUUGGUGAAUAUUUAUUCUUAUGUACAUUCAUCUACAGACAGACACAGCAUCGCCUACAAGGGAGUAACUUGUUAAAUGGGAAUUGAGCUGAAUGUAGAGUAAUACUUUGAUUCCUCAAUGUACAAACAAAAUAUACAGACAUAAAGUAAAGCUUUCUAUAAACGUUAUUUUCUUCGGCACAAAAAUCUUCCCUUCAGUAACCCUCCAGUCCCUGCAGGCGCCUCAUCGUUGGUGUGGCUCCAACGACACCACACUUCCUGGCACAGUGAGGCACGGUGGCUGUGAUGACGCUGAUGACUUGCUGUUUGCUCUUGAAGGAGAUGCUUGGUCACCUUCCUCACACAGCUGGUGGGGUGUGGGGUCGUCGGCCACACUUGUGAUGCACCUUCACUUUUUGCAGUCAAGCCUCUCACUACAGACUGGCUCACUGGCCUCUUGGGUUCACAGCCAUGCUGGCCACUUGACUUGUUCUUUGCCGCAAGAGUAAUUAAUGUACAAGAUUUAUCAGUUCAUACUUAAGCAAUCAUUUGUACAUAACUUCAUUGAUACAUUUACAGAAAACUGACCCAAAAAAUUCUUUAUCAUCAUCAAAGCAGGGAUAGGUAUCCAUAUUAUAUUAUCUAGGUAGGAUGAGUAUUACUGUAACGUUAAUUGUGGGACAGGAAGGAAGGGACGUGACUCCUACCAAACUGUGCAAGAAUUAUUCACAUGUCUCCAGGAAAAAUUUAAUGUACUAUGCCAUGGGCAUUACAUGAUGUAAUUUGGCAAGUAAUUUUUCUUAAAAGGACUGGCAGGAAUUUUGGUAUACAACACCUCAGUGCUGGAAUAUUUUAGGUCAUUACACACGCCCACACACUCGGCUAUAUCAAAACAGAUGCUUCGUUGCAUUAUGUAGAAUCAAAGCUGGCCAAGGAAUGUUCAAUUAGCAAAACCCUAAGUACUACAUUAGAGUAAUGUAAACUAACUUACCUUUACAUAGCACCACACUAAACUAUAGAUAAGCAUCAGUACAAUUUUUGCAAUUUGCUCCAUUAAUAAUAUUCAAAGUAUAUGUUUUCUAAUGGAAUUCUUUGGGUCUGUUUUCAGAAAAAUAGCCUAAGCAAUACACAGUUGCUCACU
This is a messenger RNA of Scylla paramamosain (green mud crab), 5211 nucleotides long. RefSeq lists its product as uncharacterized. Gene Ontology annotation, biological process: regulation of transcription by RNA polymerase II. Lineage: Eukaryota; Metazoa; Arthropoda; Malacostraca; Decapoda; Portunidae. The record is from RefSeq and is a predicted model, not a curated record. The transcript has 11 exons. The coding region runs from base 3401 to 4042 and encodes 213 amino acids. Gene Ontology annotation, molecular function: DNA binding, bending; transcription cis-regulatory region binding.